Molecule: messenger RNA, 4378 nt
Organism: Salmo salar (Atlantic salmon)
Lineage: Eukaryota; Metazoa; Chordata; Actinopteri; Salmoniformes; Salmonidae
Product: protein O-mannosyl-transferase TMTC2
Biological process (GO): protein O-linked glycosylation via mannose
Cellular component (GO): endoplasmic reticulum membrane
Molecular function (GO): protein binding; mannosyltransferase activity
Source: RefSeq, a predicted model, not a curated record
CGCUCCUUCCAGUGAGUAUCUGUGACGCGGAUGAGGAUGCACGCACAGAGGACAGCGAAAUAGCGAAAUGCACUCAGCUGUGCGCUAACCAGGAGGCAUGCCGCCCUAGUUUCGUCUCAAAAUAGCUCUGACCCGAUACGCCGCAAAAUGGGUUAAAAGGAAUAUGGCCUGGAUCGCGCAAACUUUCAGACACUUUGCUUGUACAAUGAAUUUGGUAUUUUUUUGUUACGGAGCGGCCAAAUGAGGAGAGGAAACAAUACAGAAACGGAAAUUUGCACCUAGUAUUUUUCUUUACCCCCCCUAUUCUCUUUUUAAGACAUGAUUACAGAGUUGGUGUGUAGCGCGGUGGCAUUGGUCCUCUAUCUCAACACACUGAACGCGGAUUUCUGCUACGAUGACAGCCGUGCGAUCAAGACCAACCAGGACCUUCUCCCCGAGACCCCGUGGACCAACGUCCUGUAUGAUGACUUCUGGGGCACCCUGCUCACCCACAGCGGCAGCCACAAGUCUUUCCGACCCCUCUGCACCCUCUCUUUCCGCCUCAACCAUGCCCUGGGCGGCCUGCGCCCCUGGGGCUACCACCUGGUCAACAUGGGCCUCCACGGGGCUGUCACAGGCCUUUUCACUGCCCUCUGUCGCCCCCUCCUGGGGGGAGGUCCGUGGAGUCUUCUGGUGGGGCUCCUCUUCGCCUCCCACCCGGUGCAUACGGAAGCCGUGGCGGGGGUAGUGGGGAGGGCCGACGUCGGUGCAGCACUGCUGUUCCUCUUGUCUCUUCUCUGUUACACAAGGCACUGCGGGCUCCGCUCGGCCUACACGGCCUCUUCUAGGGACUGUCAGACCAGGGGCUGUGGUAGGCUCCGAGCCUGGACGUGGCUGUGGCUGCUGGGGAGCCUGGUCUGCGCAGCGUCCAGCAUGCUGUGGAAGGAGCAGGGAGUCACGGUGCUGGCCGUAUCAGCGGCUUACGACCUCUUUGUGUUCCAGCGGCUCCGGUUCCGCCAGGCGGUGGUCGUGCUCCUGGGGAAGAAGAGGAACACCACUGUACUGCUGAGUGUGAGUGUGUUGGUCUCCUGGGGCGUGCUUCUCCUGGCUGCUCGUCUCUACUGGAUGGGUAACAAGCCCCCCAACUUCUCCAACUCAGACAACCCGGCAGCCGACUCACCGCAUCUUCUCACGCGAACUCUGACCUUCCUCUACCUGCCCGCCGCCAACGCCUGGCUCCUCCUUUGCCCUGUCCAGCUCAGCUUCGAUUGGUCCAUGGACGCUCUACCACUAAUCAAGACCUUUGCUGAUUGGAGGAAUCUUCACACUGUAGCCUUCUAUGCUGGAUUUACUCUCCUGGCCUGGUAUGGCCUCCGUAGCAGCCCCGACUCCAAGGCCAAGGAGACCAAUGGGAAAGCUCACUUGGUGAAUGGGAAGGCCCUCACCAAUGGGCACAGCUACCAUCCUCCAGACGGCAACCACAACAACCACACCAUAAACUCAGAGCAGGGCUCUCCAAAGACCAAUGGGAAAACCACCCUCAACGGGAAUGGGUUCACCAAAACCUACCAAUGUUCCCCUCGGACCUCCCUAGCCACCCUCCCCUCCACGGAGAACGUGGUGGUCUUCUCCCUGGGCCUACUCUCGCUGCCCUUCCUCCCGGCCACAAACCUGUUCUUCUAUGUGGGCUUCGUGGUGGCCGAGCGGCUGCUGUACAUACCCAGCAUGGGCUUCUGUCUGCUGGUGGCGGUGGGGACCCGAGCCCUGUACGUCAGGCUGAGAACCAGGGGCCCCAGGGUCGUGCUGCUGGGUCUGUGCGCGGGCCUGGUGCUGCUGUACGGCAUCAAGACGGUGCUGAGGAACAGAGACUGGAGCAACGAGGAGAUGCUCUACAAGUCAGGGAUCAGUGUUAACCCCGCUAAAGCAUGGGGCAACCUGGGAAAUGUCCUGAAGAACCAGGGCAAGAUGGCCGAGGCGGAGAGGGCGUACCGGAAUGCCCUGUAUUACCGGGGAAACAUGGCUGACAUGUUGUAUAAUCUGGGUUUGCUGCUUCAAGAGAACCACAGGUCCUCAGAAGCACUGCAUUACUAUAAGCUGGCCAUUGGGAGCAGGCCAACUCUGGCGUCGGCCUACUUGAACACGGGCAUCAUCCUGAUGAACCAGGGUGGUCUGGAGGAGGCCAAGAGGACCUUUGUAACCUGCGCUGAGAUCCCAGACGAGAACCUGAAGGACCCCCAUGCCCACAAGAGCUCCGUCACCAGCUGCCUGUACAACUUGGGCAAGCUGCUCCACGAGCAGGGCCUGCAGGAGGAGGCUCUGUCUGUCUUUAGAGAAGCGGUGCAGAAAAUGCCGAAGCAGUUUGCACCUCAGAGUCUCUACAACAUGAUGGGAGAGGCCUACAUGAGGCUGAAUAGGCUGGAGGAGGCGGGCCACUGGUACAGAGAGUCGCUCAGGGCCAAGACAGACCACAUCCCCGCACACCUGACCUACGGGAAACUCCUGUCCAUCAUUGGGCAGAAGACUGAGGCAGAGGGUUACUAUCGAAGAGCCAUCCAGCUGGACCCUUCCAAAGGAAACUGCUACAUGCAUUAUGGCCAGUUUCUGCUGGAGCAGUCUCGUCUGGCGGAGGCAGCAGAGAUGGCAGAGAGAGCUGCAGAUCUGGACAGCUCAGAGUUUGACGUGGUCUUCAGCGCCGCUCACAUGCUCAGACAGGCCAGUCUAAACAAGGCAGCAGAGCGGCAUUAUGAGCGCGCGGCAUACCUCAGACCAGACUAUCCGGCGGCCUUGAUGAAUCUGGGCGCCAUCCUCCACCUGAAUGGGCGGCUGCCUGAGGCGGAGACCAACUACCUGCGGGCGCUGCAGCUCAAGCCUGAUGACGUCAUCACCCAGUCCAACCUGCGCAAGCUGUGGAACAUCAUGGAGAGGCAGGGUCUGAGGACCACGCAGGGGCCUUGAACCCUCAAAGACACAGGAAACCAAGAAAUUGCCCCAAGUGAGGUCCCCUUAAUAGGAGUGAAGGACCUAAAAAGAGGCUGGAAACCCCAGGAAUGGAGCAAAUAGAGGCCAGGGGAUUGGUGUGCCUCAGGGAUGAAUACCGAGGCCAACCCAAUCUGUUUGAGAUCAGUAGUCUCAUUGGAACGGUAGUAAGGGAAGCGUAUAAACCGAGUGACCAGAGGCCUGAGGGUUUCUAGGGUCGAUAUGACGACCUGAGCUGGGUCGAAGGACAGUCGAGUCACAUCAGGAUGGGAGAGGUUAGCUACACUAGUCAACACGGCAAGGAUGACAACUCUUGGCUACUCAGAGGCAGCCUUACUGAGGUCACAGUGCAAGGACUGGGAUAGUCCUCAUUAGACAACAAAAAACAUUCCUAAGACGAAAGCUGAUGAGUUACGUGAUGACUCGUAUCUCUGGGCCCAUUUUAAUUUAUUUACUUUAAUUGAAAACCUCCAUCCGAGACCUGUGUGUUUACCGAAUCACUUAAUUUGAGUUAGGAUGUGACUACGGAACAGAAGUCAUAAUUCUACUCCGUUUGAUGAUGUCAUGAGGUCUUUGGGGGCCAAACGUUGUACUUGCUGUUGGUGCACGAUAAACAAGUUGGCCUGAAUAUUUGCGUUACAUACAGGAUAGUACGAUCUGGGUUUAAUGCUGAUUGCACAUAAAGUUGCCCUGCGCUUAUCAUGACAAGUGAUAAAUUCAAGAACUAUUUCCAGUCAAACCCAUAUUUUGAGUCAAAUAAGACAAAACUACAAAUGAUUCCAUCAAGGAUGCCAACAUAUCCAAGGCACAACAUUUAUUCACGCCCAACAGUAGAUAUUUUUAGACUGUGCUAAAGGUGUACAUUGUCUUAUGUAUCAGGAUAUCCAGCAGACAAGUUCUUCCUGAUGCAUGUUAUGUAUUUUAUUGUAAUAUAAUUAAGAAGUUUUAUUUCAUUUCAUGUGAUCAGAAGAUUAUUAACUUAUUGAUUUGUGUUUACUGUCUGUGUCAACACCAACACUGUGCCCACACAGACAGACAGACAGACAGACAGACAGACAGACAGACAGACAGACACACACACACACACACACACACACACACACACACACACACACACACACACACACACACACACACACACACACAGGUUGAUCUAAUUCUAUAGAAACAACAAGUGGGGUUCUUAAGCAAUGUGUCCCUGCUCAGGGAUAUCAGGUGGUGUGCUACUGUCAGCCAGGCUCUCCAAUCAGUGAAAGAGUUUACUAAUUGAUGGUAAGAGUUGUUGUUUUUUAAAGAUGGUUGUGUGUGUUUAAAUGAUGGGGGAUUUGUAGCUUUUUGUCUUGUUCAUUAUUAUAUAAUUCAUGUUAAUUAUGUUCCCUGUAUUCCAUAAUAAAAAGACACCUUCAGACCUUGAGUGGGUUAA